UUUUGGGAGGGUGGAUUGUUACAAAGUGUCAUCAUCAGUAUGGCUGGUGGUGGAAGAAGCUGCUGCUGCUGCUGGUCUGUCGGGCUGUCACUGGGGCUGAUCACCUCCAUCCUGGGUUUGGGUCAUUCGGUGGAGCUGGUAUUUACUCUGGAGCCCAGUGAUGAAGUCGCCACCCCGGGGCAGUCUGUAACUCUGCUGUGCUCUGCAGAUGGUGUCCAGCCGAUCGCUAUAACUUGGAGGAAGAACGGCGCCCCCCUCUGGCCCGGGUCCAAUGCAUUCCCACUUCCCAACGGCUCCCUAUACCUCCCGUUUUUUACCAGCGAUAAAGAUGACGGGUCGUCUGACCAGGGAGAAUACGACUGCGUGGCACAAAACCGUUUCGGGUCGGUGGUGAGCCGCAAAGCAAGAGUGCAGGCAGCUGCCAUUCUGGAUUUUCACAUCUUCCCCCGAGACACGACUCUGGAAGAAGGUGGCGUGGCCAGAUUUCAGUGCCAGAUCCGUGGAGUGCCGGAACCGCAGAUUGUAUGGCAACGAAAUGAAGAAUUGAUAGACACAAAGCACCCAAGAUACACCUUGUUGCCCACUGGGGUGCUGCAGAUAACUGCCCUUCAAGGUGAAGAUGGGGGAACAUUCCGCUGUGUGGCCAAAAAUGCUGCUGGCAUUAAAUACAGUCCCGAGGCCAUGCUGACUGUGACAGGUCGUCAUUACACUGGAUAUAAGGAUCCAAUGAUCCUAGCUGGUCCUGAGAACCUGACUAAGACUGUUCAUCAGACAGCGAUUCUUGAGUGUAUGGCUACCGGAAAUCCUCGGCCAAUCGUGUCCUGGAGCCGUCUUGAUGGCCGUCCUAUUGGUGUGGAAGGGAUCCAGGUAUUGGGAACGGGGAAUCUAAUGAUAUCAGACCUCACUGUACAUCACUCUGGAGUCUACGUAUGUGCGGCCAACAAGCCAGGAACCAGGGUGCGCCGGACGGCACAGGGGAGGCUCGUAGUACAGGCCCCGGCUGAGUUCGUCCAGCACCCGCAGUCCAUUUCCCGGCCCGUUGGCACUACAGCCAUCUUCACAUGUCUGGCCCAGGGAGAGCCACCGCCUCAGAUCACAUGGCUGAAGAAUGGGCAGGAGCUGGAGCCCAAUGGACAUAUCAAGCUGAAGAAUAACAACAGCUCUUUAACCAUCUCUGGGAUCAGCCAGGAGGACGAGGCCAUCUACCAGUGUAUUGCUCAGAAUAGCGCAGGUUCCAGUCAAGCCAGCGCCCGGCUUUCUGUAAUAUGGGCAGAGGGACUGCCUGGGGCUCCUCAAGACAUUACUGCCACCACCAUAUCAUCCACCUCUAUCCAGGUAUCCUGGAGUGAGCCCCUGGAGAACACCCAGGAAAUUAUUGGAUAUGUAGUGCACAUCCGCAAAACUGAAGACCCCAUUCAAAUGGAAUAUCAAGAGGCUGUAAGCAAAGACACUUUUCAGCAGAUAGUGACAGACCUGGAGCCUUCGACAACCUACAGCUUCUAUAUUAAAGCAUAUACCUCAAGAGGAGCCAGCAAGGCGUCCAGCACUGUGGUGCAGAGAACGUUGGGAGAAGUGCCCGCUGUGCCAUCACUCUACAUCAAGGUCCUGAAUAGCACGGCGAUCCAGGCAGCCUGGGAGCCAUCCAUCAAACUGGGUCAGAACGAGGGCUUCAAACUCUACUACCGCAAGGUGCCAACGCCAAACUACACGGGGCCCAUGCUUCUGCCCAGCAACGUCAAGGCCUACAACAUCUGCAGACUGGACCCCCUAGUGGUGUACGAGGUGAAGUUACUGGCUUAUAAUCAACAUGGCGAUGGAAACUCCACAGUUCGUUUUGUAUCCUUGAAAGAGGCGUCUCCCCGAUCAGUGCUGAACCCAUCCUGUAACUGCGUGCUUGAUGAGCAGAGGGCCAAAUCCUCCGCCACCGGAAUCAUCAUUGGGAUCCAUAUUGGGGUCACCUGUAUCAUUUUUUGCGUCCUGUUCCUCAUGUUUGGAUACCGCGGAAGGCUCAUGAAGUGUAAAGCUGCACAGGACCCGAUCUCAGCUCCUCAAGGACCCGGAGGUAUCAGACUUUCAGAUCGAGCCGAUCACAAUGGUGAUACUCUGAGAGGCGGCGAGAUUCCAGAAACCAAGGGAAAAGUCAGUGAACUCAGAGAGAUGGAACAUUUAUUUCACCACUCACCUUCUCACCGAAACGGGCAACAGUCUGCUCCAUCUUGUCAUUUGGAUGAAAUGUUGGUGUCCACCAUCACUCCGGAUGAAAUCAGCUUUACCGAAGAAGACCCUCCGGGGGGCGCCUUACAGCCACAAGCAAGGACUGAAGCUCCUCCCAUCUUUCUCUAAAGCUGGUCCUGAAUCCUUCGCUGCUCCUUAUCAACCUAGUCUGACGGAGCUUCUUUUUUAUUUUUUUUUACACAAUUCUCAGGUCUCCAUUUUUCCAAACCUUGUGAUCCCUUUAUAUCCUUUUUGAUAGAAAUUUUGUACUUUUUUAUUAUUAUAUGUGAGAAUGCGGCACUUAUAGACUGUUACUCCCCAGAGACAGUGGGCAGUCUUUUUUUUUUUUUCACUAUCGCUACACGAGAAAUCGCCUGCUGGAAGCCCUCCGGCGGCAGGACCUACAGGUUUUUUAUAGAGCACUUACCUCUUUUCAUGUCACUACCCACUGAGAAUUCUGCUCUUUUUGUAUCGUUGUGUCAGAUGAUUGUUGAGGCUCCUGGGAAUAUCCCGGGGAUGUCUGCUGCUUUUGUAGCCUGGUUGGACUUUUUAAUAUUUCAUUUUUUUUUGUAGUUUUCAUUCAUUUUUUUUGCUUUUUUGUUUUAUAUUUUGACUUGUUAUGAGACGGAUAUAGACUGUAACAAGAGUCCGUGUACGCAGAGGUCAUUCACCAAACCUACCUCAACCGGGAUGAAUGUUUUUCAAGUGUGGUCGGUCUAUUAUUCUUGAUUGCUUCAUACGUGUCCACCGUGGAUGUGUGCCCCGGCAGUGGAUGUUUUAUUAUUUCGUUUUUUUUGUUUUUUUUUAUCAUUUGGGUAUUUUAAGGGAAAAAAAAUGCAUAAAUAGCUCAGUCUGUCUAAGUGAGCCACCUAAUGAGGAAUGUGUGGUAGAAAUGCCUGCCUAAUGGUUCAAUUGAAUGAACGUAAGUAGGGUUGUCCUGAUACCACUUUUUUAGGACUGAGUACAAGUACCGAUACU
Rana temporaria (common frog) is the source of this 3192-nucleotide messenger RNA. RefSeq names its product immunoglobulin superfamily DCC subclass member 3 (gene IGDCC3). Bases 40 to 2343 code for a protein of 767 amino acids. Gene Ontology annotation, biological process: cell-cell adhesion; axon guidance. Gene Ontology annotation, cellular component: plasma membrane; axon. Lineage: Eukaryota; Metazoa; Chordata; Amphibia; Anura; Ranidae. The transcript has 14 exons. The record is from RefSeq and is a predicted model, not a curated record. Gene Ontology annotation, molecular function: protein binding.